CGGCAGGACUACUCAGUGCCACCUCCUUCGACUUCUUUUUUUUCUUCUAGGUCUUCAAUGUCGAAGCGUUCUCGCGUGAUCGCGCAGCCUGCGCGAUACUUUGUUGCUUCACACGCUAAGAGAGCUGAUGACAUUUUGAGAAAGAUAGAGAUGGAGGCUGAUCAUCUUGGACUUCAUGCACAACCGCAGCGAGGUCACAAUCGUGAUGGUGUUGCUCACAGAAAGUCAAGCUCUCACCAUCGUUCCAAGCCGGUCGGCUAUCGGGGCGACAUCGGAGCGGGGGGUGGUGGUCUGGCCGAUCAUCUUCAGAACCACGAGGUACUUCUGUAUUAUUUUGCGUAUUCACAUGAUUUAAUCCAGCUUCUGCAAUUAUUAUUGAUCUAGAAGAAAAAAAAGCGAGACACCCUUAUUCAGUAAUGAAUGAAGACCAUUCAUAAGUCAAGCACUUUUCCAGUAUAUUAUUCUUUUUCUGCAGUUACUGAAGGUGAAGCGCCUUAUCAUUCAGUACGAUUCUUCUUCAGGUACCUUCGUCUGCAAUGGAUGUCGAGCUUCGACGGAGUGCCCAGAAUGUAACUGAUCAAGAUUAUCAUCCUGAGCCCAUGACUGUGGAUCAUCAGGAAGAGCCUCCUCACCAACGCCAAGAUGAUAAACCACCUGCAGACGUACUACGCGAUACAUCUUCGGGCGUAGAGAAUAAGAAAACGGUUUGCAUCAUGUCAACGGAGAACCUUCCUUUCGCGGGCACGCAGAAUGAUCACGCAGAUGCAAACACAAGUGCGACAGGCGCGAGGUCUUCUUCUAUUCGGUGCUUAGUAGCGUCUGGAAGUCGUGAUGAAGAUGGCGCUGAUCUUUGGCAGCAGCACGUAAUGUCGCGAAGCGCUUUCUCACGGCCUCGCUUUACUACUACCUUGUCGAUGUUCUCUUCAAGUAAAAUUCUAUGUGAUCCGCUUGAAUCCAAGAGCUCUCUCACUCUCUUCUCGAAAAGUACACGAGCGGACUCCGUAGAACUAUGCGCGUCUCCGUCUUCUGUAGCAUCUGACAUAGUGAUGGCUCCUGCAGUUGCAAAUCAAAAGAAGAGUAGCACAGACCAACUCCUUUCACUCGAACAACAAAGAAGUUGGGGCCCCAUCGUCGGGCAUCCGGAAACGUGUGGAGAGGACAUCGACAUGGAUGCUGCAGUCCCACCUCAAGCAUAUGAGACUACCAGUAAGACAAAGACUCGUGCUAUCGCCGGACCUCAUAGGAGCGGCAUGACCUCAAAGAAAAGGAAAAAGCUUGCUACCACUGCGCAUCAAAAAAGUAGCAAGAUCACUCGAAAGAAGAAGGAGAAGCAGAGAGUGAAGAUCAUCGUGCCUGAUGGGAAAGCUGAUCAUAAUGAUGGACAAUCCCCUGUAUGGCUGAAGGACUUUGCAGAGAAAAGUAAGCAGUCACAGGCUUCGAAUUCGCAGCACAGCUCAGCAGUCUUUAAUACUAGUAGUUCAUCUGCGUUCGUGAGUACUUUUAGUCAUACCGGAGCAGCUCUUCGGGAAGUUCCUCUGGGUGAUCAUGACGUAGAGCAGCAGCCGGCACUGGCAGGCUUGGGAAGGAAGAAGCGUAGUCGCUCAACACUGUCCACGCAUCUGCUUGACAAUUACAUUGAUAACGAUGAUGACGCAAGCAUGCUGCUUUCAGUUUCAGACGCUGCGCUAGAAGUCUGUGGUGGUGUUGAUCUUGAUGUUGAACCUGGUGAGUUUUAUUCUGCGUCGGCCAUAGAAUCAAGAUCGUGCUCGCGAAUGUCGUUGUCUCGUUCUGCAACACCCAUCGACCAUGAAAUGCAUGAUGUCUCAAAUGCUGCAGCGGACUCGCAGGAGCUCACUAUGGCGACAUCAUCAUCAAGCUUUAGGUCUAUUAUUAUAUAUAGUUACUGGCAUUAAAAAACACUUAGAGCACCUUCCUGGUAGUGGGGGUGUUUUUUCUGCCAAGAGACGGCGUGGCUUAUUCUAAUGCCAUAGGCAUCAUUGAAUGCCCGAUCUGCCUGUGCUUUUAUUCAUUCCUUUCACGGUAAACUUUCUUUCGAUAGGCAAGCCUCUAAUUGUAAUUUGCAGAUGCAGGCGGAUGGAAGUUUGGACGAUGAUGGAGGCGCUCCGGAUGCUUUGAUGCCUAGUCAAGACGUCGCCGUGCCGAUCUUAGAGGAUUUAUCUGCUACACCACCCCGAGACCGCAAACGCGCAUCCGCGGUGCACUGGUCUCCAGAUCGAGGCCGGAAGGAGAUUGAGAAGUGUGAGCCUAUAGUUCAAUUCUUAGCAGGAUUCAGUACUCGCAACGUGGUCGCUGGUACUCUGUCGAGCUUACGUUCCAACGCAGUAGACGUCAUCGCCCGGCUCAAGAUCUGCAGACGCUGUUCAGGCCAUUGCUCGCCUGCGACUAAGAAGAAGCUCGAGGAACUGCUGCACCAGGCAAAGCUCGGCCGGCAGCGAAUCUGCACCAACAUGAAUAAGAAACGACUGAAACAACAGCAGUCGCAAUAACGGGCUGCCGAAAUUAUCUAGAUACGACAAAGAGAUCACGCUGAGAACUGCAGCCAUCGAAUAAUGCAACAACAACAACUGAUUAUAAUCUUAUAAAUAUCUCAUUAUUACACAGAAAUGCUCUUCGAUUGAUGGAAGGCUUGAAGUGACUAUCUUUGCAGAUGCUGUUCUUAUUGAUUGAUAUCGUACGGGCUACGGCAAGACCUAUAAUCUACGAGCUCCGCCACUUCAUUUGCUUUCGUUUCUGUAUCUUGUUUUAGAACAUUGACUUUUGAUUUACGUAUCUAUGGAAUGAACUACAUCUUUUUGAGUUUCUUGUAGGUGUGUGAGUAACAAAAAGCUCCCAGCUAUCGAUGUUCUUCUCUGCCAAAAAUAAUGAAUUGUAUGAUUAUGAGAAUCAUACUCUUACUCAUAGCAAGCGAAUGCUUCGCCGCAGGUGGUACGUAAUGAAACUUGGACUGUGAUGUACUGAUGUAGAAACACGUGGAUGGACCCCAUCUGAUACCCAUUAGGCAACGGAAUGCUUUUGAUCUCGACGCAAGUCGUAGCUAUCAUGUAGAAGGCGACUGAUUUAUACGCACGUCGCGCGAUUUUCUAUCAUAGAAGUUCUAUGCUGCAUGUGAUGAAAAUAUGAGAAAUAACAGCUGUCAGCGAUAAGAAGACUGACUCGUGCUGGCUCAGACGCGUCAGCCAAUGAAUGAAUACGAAAUGGGUGCUGCUAGUCGUGUCUUUGUGUUGGAGAAAUCAACUGCACACAACGUUAAGAAGGAGAGCUUGAUUGUCAACGGUGCGCAUCAAUUUCAGAUUGUCCUUAUCCG
Molecule: messenger RNA, 3325 nt
Organism: Amoebophrya sp. A25
Lineage: Eukaryota; Dinophyceae; Syndiniales; Amoebophryaceae
Source: the annotation of a GenBank genome assembly